This is a messenger RNA of Fusarium sp. VM40, 414 nucleotides long. The record is from the annotation of a GenBank genome assembly. Lineage: Eukaryota; Fungi; Ascomycota; Sordariomycetes; Hypocreales; Nectriaceae.
AUGGGUUUCGCAGCUGUUUUCGCUACUGAGAGACGAGAUCCUCAUUGCUUCCAACUUCCUUUCACUCGCCGUCGAUCUACAAGGAUGCAUAUUUCGGAUGACUUCCAGACGCUCUGCGAGCGAGUCCAGACCAUGGUUCGCCAGCGACGUCGCAAGGAGAAGCGCAGUAUGGAGAUUUCUGAACCUUUCAACUUCGUCAAGAACCCAGUCGACCUUCCAGGCGUGUCAUCAGAACAGCUCGCUAUGCUUCGAGAACAUGCCGCUGCCGGUUGUAUUGGCAUUGCAGACCCUCCCAGCCCUACGGCCCCUCGCUCACCCUGUUCUACAUCGAGCCUCUUCUCCAACCCAGUCCGACCUCCCAUGAAAUCUGUCGCUACAUCCAACUCCAUCUCAUCUACCGACAGCCUGCGUUGA